GCGCCAUCUCGCCCUCAUCUCCUACCCGGUCCGCCAAACCCUAAUUAUGUGAUUCUGUUUUCCACCCGCUGUGAUUUCAUUUAGGUUUGCGAGAAUCGAUCGAGGUUCAUAGUCUCGUUGUAUCCUAACUGACACAUCAAUCCCAACUUGAUUGUCUUAGAUUGACUAUGCGUUGCUCCACAUGUUUUUUGUUAUUGAUAUGUUGAAGUUUUUGAGGGGGAGGUAUUGUUGAUCCAUGUUGCUUCCAGACUCCAGUUAGCCAUUCUUUAAACUAAUGUUGUGUAUAUACUGAUCCGUGCAGAGAUAAUGGACACAUCAAACCCUGCAAUUCUUGUGAAUGGAAACCUGCUGCCAACACAUGUGAGGAAGAGAGUCAGGACCGUGAUUCAAGUACUGAACUCCGAUCGGGGUUCAGUCAUUGGGAAAUCCACAGAUGAUCAGCAGCUAGUCAUAAAGGGCUCCCCGCCAUCUACGCCACUCACCAAGUUUGUGGAGGUCAUUGGCAUUGCUGAUUCUGACAAGUCCAUCCAAGCCGAGAUAUGGACCAACUUUGGCGACAACUUUGAUGCAUCUUCCUUCAAUCAGCUUUGCCAACUUGCAAAUGGUGAAUACCAGCACUUGUUCCUGUGAGCAGCCAGCACCCUGCCAAUGGGUUUAUGCAGUAGUUCAGUAGCUUGUGAAUUUUGCAAUCGGAUGAUGGUACUGUUUGUUUGGUUCUGAUAGUGUUACCUUUGAACAUGUCUUGUCUUUAGCUUUUGUUGGGAAUGGAAUUCAGAAUUAUGGGUCUCUAGUCUGUAGUUUCUGCUGCAUUGAGGGCUCUGACCGAGUUUUUGUUCGUAUUUGGGAUGCCUUGCAUUAUGUCCAGCAAAUUUGGGAUCGUUUUGCAAAUAUACCAAACGAAUGAAGAGAGAGAGAGAGAGAGAGAGAG
This is a messenger RNA of Linum tenue, 928 nucleotides long. NCBI's taxonomy places the organism in Eukaryota, Viridiplantae, Streptophyta, Magnoliopsida, Malpighiales, Linaceae. The record is from the annotation of a GenBank genome assembly.